Messenger RNA from Pochonia chlamydosporia 170, 501 nucleotides. RefSeq names its product 40S ribosomal protein S8. The record is from RefSeq and is a predicted model, not a curated record. Gene Ontology annotation, biological process: translation. The coding region runs from base 1 to 501 and encodes 166 amino acids. Gene Ontology annotation, molecular function: structural constituent of ribosome. Gene Ontology annotation, cellular component: ribosome. The transcript has a single exon. Lineage: Eukaryota; Fungi; Ascomycota; Sordariomycetes; Hypocreales; Clavicipitaceae.
AUGCCUUCUAUUCUAAACAUAGCACAUAUGUGCUCGCAUCUCCAAAACGCCUCGAAAGCUCGCCUCGGCCUCACAUCCAUCGCCAACACCAAAUACAACCUAAACCUUUCACUCGCUCUUCAUCGCUCUGGCUUCUUCUCGUCAGUAUAUCGGUCCGGCCCGCAACCUCCGACCAUGGAACAAAUGAUCUCACAGCCCCCUGAGAAGGUCACCAGUGCAAAUGUAGCCACAAUGCGGAUAUGGCUGGGGUUGAAAUACUGGGAUGGGAAACCGGUUUUAUCAAAAGCAACUGUAAUCAGUAAGCCGUCAAGGUUGAUGACUGCGAACAUACAACAGUUGGGCAGGUUGACGAGGGGCUUCCCUGCGAAGUUAAAUGGUGGCGUGGUUCCGGGACUUAACUUGGGUGAAUGCCUGUUUGUCGCUACAUCAAGGGGAGUUCUGGAGGCAAGAGAGGCACUGGCGAGAAAGGUAGGAGGGCUUUUGAUUUGCAGAGUAUCAUGA